CCUCCUACAAGUACUGUACAUCUCUUGCCCAUCAAGUGUCCUACUCCCAGUGGUGUCCACCACGCUAGUCAACUAUGUCGGCUUUUUAUAUGAACUAUAAUACUAAUGUAAUGUAAUGAUGGUUAUACCAGAGCGGGACCAUGCUUCAUUUCAUAUAAAACCAUACUCGUAUCAUUUAGUUUCACAUAGAAAUAAACAAUUUCAUACGAGAUACUACUACAGUCAUCCUCUCAAUCCAUAAGGUUCUAAAAAGUAACUGAGAAAUGGAAGCGAAUUUGCCAUACAGAGAUAAAACUGGUAGUUUGGAGAUUGGGAAACAGGAAAUAUCUCUCCGGUCACUAGAUCUUUCGGAUUUAGACGAUUUCAUGGUAUGGAUGACGGAUGAUCGUGUUGCGGACUUCUGUACAUGGGAAACAUGUAAAUCUAAAGAAGAUGCAUUAGAUCAUAUCAAGGAGAAAAUUGUACCACAUCCAUGGUACAGAGUAAUUUGCAUUCAGAACAAACCUGUUGGUGCAAUUAUGUUUAGACCAAUGGAAGGCGAAGAUCGAUGCAGGGGUGAGAUUGGUUUUCACAUUGGAUCUAAACAUUGGGGUAAAGGAAUUGCAACAUUGGCUGUCAAGAUGUCUUUGGAGAUUAUAUUUAAGACUUGGCCGCUCAUAGAGAGAGUUGAAGGUUAUGUGGACGUUGAGAACAUAGGUUCACAAAGGGUACUAGAGAAAGCUGGUUUUCAAAGAGAUGGUAUUUUUAGGAAGUUACUAAUUAUAAAGGGUAAAACUAGGGAUUUUAUGGUCUAUAGCUUUUUAUCAACCGAUUUCAAUCUCGAUUGAUCGGUUGGUAUUUUGUUGGGCAUGUUUUUUUCCUUAUAAUCUUCUCUUCUUUUAAUAAGGUUUGAGUUUGUA
Papaver somniferum (opium poppy) is the source of this 899-nucleotide messenger RNA. RefSeq lists its product as uncharacterized. The transcript has a single exon. Gene Ontology annotation, molecular function: acyltransferase activity, transferring groups other than amino-acyl groups. The coding region runs from base 264 to 827 and encodes 187 amino acids. The record is from RefSeq and is a predicted model, not a curated record. Lineage: Eukaryota; Viridiplantae; Streptophyta; Magnoliopsida; Ranunculales; Papaveraceae.